Melospiza georgiana is the source of this 1630-nucleotide messenger RNA. RefSeq names its product DnaJ heat shock protein family (Hsp40) member C12 (gene DNAJC12). Gene Ontology annotation, cellular component: cytoplasm. The record is from RefSeq and is a predicted model, not a curated record. The transcript has 5 exons. Lineage: Eukaryota; Metazoa; Chordata; Aves; Passeriformes; Passerellidae. Bases 23 to 616 code for a protein of 197 amino acids.
CCGCCGGCUGGGGACGGUGCCGAUGGAUGCCAUCCUGAACUGCAAGCCGGAGGACCUGGAGGAUUACUACAACUUGCUGGGAUGCGAUGAGCUAUCGACGGUUGAACAGAUUCUUGCUGAAUAUAAGAUUAAGGCCCUUGAAUGCCAUCCUGACAAGCAUCCUGGAAACCCCAAAGCAGUGGAGGAUUUCCAGCGGCUGCAGCAGGCCAAGGACACGCUGACGGACGCGGAGCGCCGGGCCCGCUACGACCACUGGCGGCGGAGCCGAGUCCCCGUCCCGUUCCGGCACUGGGAGGCGCUGAGCAGCUCCGUCAGGACGUCAAUGCACUGGGCUGCCCAAAGCAAGAAGGACCAAAUGCUGGAAGCUCCUGGCUUUGGUAACACCAACAGCAGAACCAACGAGAUGUGGGCCCAGCAGAGGGAAAGCAGUGGAGAGGGAUUGUUGGAAGGGAGCAGGGAACAAGAAGAUGUUGCAAUCCCUGAUGUGCAAGCACAGUCUUCAAAGAAUCCAGACUCCCCAAGAUUUUCAGAGGGGAAUUACUGGCACUUGCGUUUCCGUUGGUCAGGCGAUGCUCCGUCAGACCUUCUGAGGAAAUUCAGGAACUAUGAGAUCUGAAAUGAGAAACACUCAGGAGCAUGAGAUCAUCUCUUCACCAUUCCCUUUGUAUUUUUAACAGCAGUUAUAAGUUAUUUGUAUUUUGUAUUCUUUAUUGAAAUGUGUUGUUGUAGUCAAUGUCCAAAUACUGAUUUAUCACACAUGCUGUGAGCAUUACAGAUGGAAACUUUUCUGUUCAAUAACCUUUUCAGUAUUAAUAUAAAUUGAUGUUGUGAAGUAAUCUAACAUCUUGUAUAUCGUUUCUCAUAUUCUCAAAUAUUGUGUAAUGAUUAAUAUUUUGUUCAAUAGUGUGAUGUUAUAAAAACAUACUCUCAGUAGAGCUCUGGGCUCCAGGGUAUCCUGAUCAGAGAGGAUCUUCCAAAAGCUUUAUGUCAAUGAACUGUAAAGAGAGCUCUGCUUAACUCUGUGCUCUGCUUCACUUCUCCAUUGCCUUGUACUCACUGCAGUGAUUUAUAAUGUACUCACUACCAACUUAACUUGUAGGAGAGUUGUGAUCUUAUGUUAUAGAUGAAAUAAGAAGGUUCUUGUUAUCCAAGGUCUCUGUGACAGAUCAAGCACUCCUGAAAAUCACUUGUUUUCUACCUUAACGAGGACACUUUUUGCAUCAGCAAUAUGUUUGUUUUGGAAGGCAGUUGCAGAACUUUACUUCUCCAGAUAGCAGUUUUUGUCUCAAGAUGUAUUGGUGGAAGACUGAUCCCCUGUGUAUGUGUGCCAACAUUGUCCCGUGGCUUCAGAGCAAUUCCCCUCCCUGCUCAGCUCUGCUAGACUUGGUUUUACCAGGGUCUUGUACAGUGAGGAGUGAAACAUCAGACUAGUCAGCACUAAUGUGUACAAAAUCUCACAUGAAAGUUUUUGAUACUUUGGGCAACUUUUCAAAUUCUGCACUGUUGUUUAUUUAUUUUGUGUUUGUUUUCUUCUUUGCAAGCUUGGCUAAUAUGUCAGGUAUUGACAUUGUGGUUUUGUGCAGGCAGAUAAUUCCAUCAGCAGCAAAUAAAACUUCAUGUAUACAGAAAA